This is a messenger RNA of Amoebophrya sp. A120, 1016 nucleotides long. Lineage: Eukaryota; Dinophyceae; Syndiniales; Amoebophryaceae. The record is from the annotation of a GenBank genome assembly.
CAAGCGGAGUCCGACGCGGACCUGCUGAAGAAGCUAUAUCAAAUGUAAAAGUGUCUGGGUCUGGGAGCAUGCAGCUUGUCAUGCUAAAUCUGAAGCAUGCAAAAUAAAAAGCUGUGUUGCAUAAUUACCAAAAGCCGACCAGUUUUGACAAAGUCGGGAGGGAGUUUCUCAUGCAGGAUACACAGGCAUGAGAGAGAUCGCAUGGAAUCUGUCAUGCUAGGUCCGGCAGUCCAGACCUCAUUGAUCAUGGAAAAGCUGCAAAACAAAUCGCGCACUCUUCCAGACCCAGAUACUUUUGCAUUUGAUAAGCUGCACACCCAGGCUAUGAAAUGCUCAGGUGCUACAAUCGCACCGUCGCACGAUGCAAUUACACCUGAUAUUUGUCUUGCAUGAGCAAGGGCAUGGAUGAAAAACACACAAUACAUAGAGCCUUGCGCCAUGGCGAUACUUACUAAUGUAGCCGGAUUCCAAUCGGAUUUAGGACUUCUACAAAUAACCUUUCCUGCGUACUAUUUGUGUGAGGAUAGGGCAGCCGGCUGUGCAUUCCAAGUCUGCGCCUUCGUUGCGGCAGUUGAGAUUGUAACACCUGUGCGGGCGAUAGACGUGGGGCAGCGACUUAUCAAAUAAAGACACACCUGCACCACUCCGCGAAGCUGCUCGCGGCGCGUUCUUCUUUAUACAGUUGUUGAGUAACAAGCAUGCACACCCAGCAGGGAUCAUUGCACCGGACUUUGCCGUCACCGCAGUCAACGCAUUGCGUGAAGAUCCAUAAUACCCGGUCACGCAACGUUGGCCUUCAGGUUCAGCCAAAGUACUAGGCCUGCUUUGUUAUUGGUGUCAUGACAUACGAAAUAAAAGCGCACGUGAAGUAGGACCCUGUGACCGUGGUGCAGCGUCUCCGCUGAAUACUUCUAGAUGGCAAACAUUCCAAUUUUUGUGGCGCGACUGCCUUCUAUUCCGCGGAGAGCACUGAUAACACGUACAGAGAGCUGGAAAGCCUGAUGGAUCGAGACGAG